CUUCUGUGUUUUUCUCUUCCACCAAAAUUUUCUGCUGCCGGGCCUCCGUGCAUUGCGGCUUCUGGUUCUCUUAUCUUAGAGUUUUUUCGAGCACCAAGCAGUAUGGCGAAGCUGCCUCUCGUGCCACGUCGUGCCGGACAAGCUAUGAUACGCGGAUUCCCCUGGUAUCUGUCUGAAUUGACGCAGUAUAUGCAUGAUCAAUAUGUUCAUGGGAGAGAAGACUUGAGAUAUCAGAAGUAUCUCUACAUACACCCAACAUUUGAAGGGGGAAAAAGAGACUUUCGCGAUACAUGGAACCGUUGGGAUGGGGCUAGGGUCGAUGCUGCGGAGCAGUCUGUUCGUUUUAGAUCAUGCAUACGUAAGGCUGCUAGAACAGAACAAAACAUGAAUAGAAGCACUUGAGCGUUUUCGAAAUGCCGAGCCUCACCAAAGAGACUUGGAGAAGCUCCAGAUGAGGCAUGCUGAGCUUCGCCACAUGAUCGUCCUUGCAACUCUGCAAUAUAGUCAGAUUGUCCAGGAGAUUCGGUUCAUUUUACGUAUGUUCAACGACUAUAGCCAGAGGAGCUGUAAUUAUAGGCUCAUAUCUGCGAAGUACAUCAUUCCAAUGGCGACGGUAAAUGAGAGAUUGGGGAUUGCCAUCGGCAAUUUCGAACAUACCCUACGCACAAGGAAUUAUCUGGCGCAAGGUGCUUUUCAGUUGAGACUAUACCGUUCUCAAAAGGUACUGAAGGAUCUUCGUGACACAAUACGAGAGCAAAUCUUUGCUAGGACAUCUCCCGCCGUACAAGAAUCGCUAGGGAGUCCCGGUGCAUCACAUAGGAUGCGCAAGCAACUCGCCAAUAUCCGGCACCACUCUGUCAUGGUCGAAAUGCAUGUGAUCACAGCUUUUUCCUCGAAGCUGAUGCAGAGCGACAUCCAGCAAUACAAUGCCGAUCCGAAGCGAUGGUAUAAUGACAGCAUAAAAUUAGUCUGUAUCUGGCUACACAAGAGAAUGGGCGGAAUUCUUGAUGAUAUUCAUGUCCUAAUGUAUCCGUUUACCUCGUUCCUACCUAAGAACGCUUUGAAGAGAGAUGUAAACUAUCGCAAGAAGAUCAGGAAACGGAGGAAGGAAUACAGUGCUAAAAGUUUUGAGAUUUUGGCUGCAUGUCGAUAUCCGAAGCCCACAUCAUCAGAUCCCUACCCGGAUGAAGUACCGAUAAAUUUAGCGGCGUCUAUCACAACUAUACGAGGUUUCCGAAUGGAGAAGUUCCCCGAAUCAGUAUCCAAAGUGGAGAUCGAACGUGCACGCCGCUUGUACAUGAAUACCAUGGGGGCUGUAAUCCCUGUCCUAAGGAAGCCAACCACGAAAAAAGUAAGAAAAAGCUUGAAGUUCCUUGGUUUCAGCGAUGAGGAUAUCAAAGAUAUGGACAAAGUGUUGCGGAAGGCUGCUGUUCAUGCUGGUGUGCACCAGUAUAAAAAGUGGGACAAGAAGACCGUCGGCUACAGAUCAAACCAACGAGCACGAAAAUCCGAGAAAUUGAUUGGAUACGGUAAUAAAGUGGUUCAGAGAGAAUGA
This is a messenger RNA of Periconia digitata, 1555 nucleotides long. Lineage: Eukaryota; Fungi; Ascomycota; Dothideomycetes; Pleosporales; Periconiaceae. The record is from the annotation of a GenBank genome assembly.